Galleria mellonella (greater wax moth) is the source of this 7309-nucleotide messenger RNA. It is a transcript of the gene fwd, whose product is annotated as phosphatidylinositol 4-kinase beta. Bases 421 to 2886 code for a protein of 821 amino acids. The transcript has 10 exons. NCBI's taxonomy places the organism in Eukaryota, Metazoa, Arthropoda, Insecta, Lepidoptera, Pyralidae. Gene Ontology annotation, cellular component: membrane; cytoplasm. The record is from RefSeq and is a predicted model, not a curated record. Gene Ontology annotation, biological process: phosphatidylinositol-mediated signaling; phosphatidylinositol phosphate biosynthetic process. Gene Ontology annotation, molecular function: 1-phosphatidylinositol 4-kinase activity.
AUUGUGAAAACUAAAAAUAAUGAGAUGUCGUUUCAGACGAAACAUCGAUUUCUUUGAUUUUGCGAUUUUAUUUAUUUUUAUUACGUACGUCUGCACAUAAUAUUGUAUUUGCAAAACGGUCAGUGUUCAUUUUUAGUGAUUAUACUCUAAAUUCGUUGUGUUUGUGUAAAAUCUUAAUUGGACGGACAUUAAAUUGGUUAAUGUUAUCUGUUACAAUUUUUGUUUUCCAAACAAGAAUUGAUAGAGCAUCGAGGCUGUGAAUAGAUAGUUAAUUUUGCCAUUACAAUUUAUCACGACGGGAAUACGUUUUGUUUCGGUUUUUACUCGUCGCCAUAUUGUCAAUGUUGUUAUUUACUCUUUGAAUCGAAAUAUUAUUGAUAUGGUUAUAUUGUGUUGUGCUGCGACCGCGUCUAUGUGAGCAUGUUGGAGGAUGUUCCCGUCCACGGAAGCCGAAGCGAAGUUAGGGGUGCAAAAGUUCCCACACAUCAGAGGAAUCUCAGUUUGGAUUUUAGACAUGUGACGGGCGCGAGCGCGCCGCCAGCGGGAUGCGGCCAUCAAAGGAACAGGUCCUUGGACUCUGUUCUGCAAAGGAUACCGGAGGACAUGACACCGACGUCGCCGGAAGGCGCACCGCUUCGAAUUCCAAUCGAAGCUCCUGCACCCAGGUUGGCUUUACCACCUGAAGUUCCAGCUGGUUCAGAUGAUUCAGGAAUUCACACCCCACCUGAUGGUACUGAUGAGGAGCGACCACAACCACCGGCCGCCGCACGAUCCAGGGAGAGUCUUGAUUCAGGGAAUCCAGAAGACACAGAGAAACCGCCAGAUCCACCUGAUACAAUUGUCGAUCCUCCUGCCAAAUCGGAAGUUUCUGCCGCGGACACGUCGAAAAACAAAGACUUUCUAUUAAGACUAUUCGAAAGUAAACUCUUCGACAUGAGUAUGGCCAUCUCAUAUCUGUUUAACUCAAAAGAGCCCGGCGUCCAAACAUAUUUGGCUAACAAAUUAUUUUCAUUCCCUCACGAAGACGUCGACUUCUAUCUGCCCCAAUUGGCGACGAUGUACAUAGAAAUGGGCGAUGUAGCGGACGUGCUUCGACCUUAUUUGGUGUACAGGUGUAAACAAAGUGCUGAGUUUUCGCUACGACUAGCGUGGUUACUGACUGCGUUCGGUGGUGAUGCUAAACGGUCCAAAGCUACGAAAUUGAGAGACUCCAUAUUGGCUGAGGAGAUUAGGCCUGCGGCAAGGAGAGGGCAUCACAGAUCACAGUCUGACGCAUCCGCGUUGAGGCUAGCAACGCCUACAGCUCGGCAUUUAGGCGAUUUAGCUUCUGGACGUGCUUUUGACAAUGGAUGCCUUUGUGGUGAACAGUGUUCGUGCGGUGCACCAAGAUUGGCCCCGCAAACACAAUUCCUGUCUGCGCUGACGAAUAUCGGCCGGCGUCUCGCCAGCGUGGCCGAUAAGGAGCGGCGGAACGGCCGGCUCCGCGCUGAACUGGCGACAUUGGAUCUGAACCUGCCGGCGCGGGUGUGGCUACCGCUGCACCAGCGGCCUCACUACGUGCUCAGGAUACCGCCACACGCGGCGGCCGUCCUCAACAGCAAGGACAAGGCACCAUACAUAAUGUACGUGGAGGUGCUAGAGACAGAUGGGCAUGAGCCGCUGCCCCCUCGUCUCUUACCGCCCGCACCGCCCGCUCCACACUCGCCGCCAAUACGGCACACGAAAAGCGAAGAGAACCUGGUGCCGGAAUGGCCAGUUUGGUCGUUAUACUCUGCUCUGGACGACGUAGACGCCGGCGACUGCUGGAGCCACGAUGAUGAGGAACUGAGCACGCAAUAUCCUCAUAGAGCACCUGCACCGGACAGUUUGUCGCAGGUAUCAGCUGUAUCGGCGCUGUCGACGUCGUCGUGCGGAUCUCGUGAGUCGGUUGCGGUCGGAGCUGGGGAGGUGAGAAGGAGGCUCGCGGACGCUACGGCAGCACCACCGCCUAACGCGUUCAAGCACGACCCAGCUGAUCCAUCGGCCACGGCGCUGAAGGAAUCGUGGGAGAGUAAAUUAGCUCGCAUGCGAUCCUCUUCACCUUAUGGUUCGCUUGCUGGCUGGCGUCUCCUCGGCUGCAUCGUAAAGGUGGGGGACGACCUUCGGCAAGAGAUGCUCGCGGCACAACUCCUCAGGAGGCUGCAGGCCGUGUGGGCACUGGAGCGGGUGCCGUUGAAGCUGCACCCGUACGAGAUACUUUGCUUAGAUAAGGAGUGUGGACUUAUACAGCCGGUGUUAAACUCAGUAUCGCUCCACCAAAUCAAGAAACAGUCAGGCAAGUCGCUCCGCGCUUGGUUGGAGCUGGAGCACGGUCCGCCCAAUAGCGAGGGUUUCCUUCGAGCUCAAAACAACUUCGUGGAGUCGGCGGCCGCGUACGCUCUCACCAGCUACCUACUGCAGUUGAAAGACAGGCACAAUGGGAAUAUUUUAUUGGACAGUGCAGGCCAUAUAAUACACAUUGACUUUGGAUUUAUAUUCUCAAUAUCGCCUAAGAAUCUUGGCUUCGAGAGUUCGCCAUUCAAGCUAACGCAAGAAUUUGUGGAGGUGAUGGACGGCGAACAGUCAGACAUGUUCCAAUACUUCAAGAUUUUAAUACUGCGCGGACUCAUAGCGGCGAGGAAACACUGCGACCAGAUCAUACAUAUCGUCGAACUGAUGCGAAUGGGCGGUCAGCUGUCGUGCCUGCGAAGCAGCAGCGCGGUGCCGUCGCUGCGCGCGCGGUUCCACCCGGGCCGCACCGAGCCGCAGCUGCAGGCGCUCGUCGACCGCCUCGUCCGGGACGCGCUGCACUCGCUCUCCACGCGCCUCUACGACAACUACCAGUACUACACCAACGGUAUACUAUGAAUCUACCGUACGCACACCAUUUAUUUGUCACUGAGCGUCUAAAAUGGUCAAGGAACUAAAAAAAAAAUCAACCGUCUGAUAAAUGACCAUUUUAGACCCCCAAGAAUGUUUUGAUGUCGAAGUUAAAUUAUAAAGUCGGCGGUUUAUCAUCAUUAGUUCUUUUAUGGAAAAUAUGGAAUCGAACAUUUGAACUGAGGAAAAAAUGGACAAUAUUUUUUUCUAAUAUUAAUUAUAUAUUUAAUUUGAUAAAAUGAAAAGGAAAUUUUAAUUCAAUAUUGAUUGUCGAGUAGAGUUUUUUCAAUAUAUUCUUUUAAAUGUUCUGAUGGUGUGACAAAUUCUAUCAAUCGACUUCUGUGGACACUUUGAUGACAGAUGAUGACAUGUUCCAAUCAUGUCUCUCUUAGCGUUCUUAUAAUUUGGGUUCGAUAUGGAAAACAUUCAUGAUGAAAUCACAAGUAGACACUAGUCAUCAUACCAAACAUUCUAUGUUUUUAAAAUUUAAAAUUAUAUUAUUUAAUUCAAAAUACUCUUGAUUUAAAAAAAAUCUCUAAAAAUAAUUUUUGACACUUAUAAAAUAAGUUGUCACAAUCAAUAUAGAAUAUUCAAAUGAGAUUAUAUAAUCGAUUUGUAAAUAAAAAUUGGCAUAUAUAAUAUAAACAAAAUUUUCUGCAAAUUCAAGACUACCAUCGACUUUUCAACAUGAAUACAAUGUGAGGUUUUGUUGAAAUUGUCUACAGUGGAUUUCAAUCAAUAUUUUGAACUAGGAUAUACAAUAUAGAAUUCAUUUUAUAUGCAUAUAUAAAUAAAAUUUAUUUGUGAAUCAAAAUUAUAUUUAUCUUCCAAUGCUUGUUAAAAUUUUGAUUCGAAUAACUCUUAGUAAAUAUAAUUAUUUAGCUAGGUUUUUACUCGAAACUGUUAUUCGAAUUGGUGUCAGAUUUUAAUGUCAUAAAUUCACAAUUAGCUCGAGAUCCGUGUCUCUUCAUAGCAGAUCUUCAUGAUGAACAAUUAUUUAAUUGCGUUUUGUUGAAAUCAUAUUGUGUAUUGUUUGUUUAAAAUGCGCGCAUUAUCGGUGUACUAUACAGGUCGUAGUUUCAGACAGUUUAAAUCCCUUCUUCGUGAAAACGUUUUAUAAACUUUAUUUUAGCUAUUGAUAUGUUUUGUCUUUUUCUCUUGUGUUAAAUUCUCAAUUUAAAAGUGACAAAACGUUAAAAUAGUUGAAAUAAGUUUGAAGUCUUUGGUUUUUAUGAAUGAAGGGGUUAAGAUUUAGUGCCAUAACUCCACUGUCACUAGCUAUUGUAAUCGUCAGGUUUAUUUUGUUGCUCAAUCAUAACAUUGUAAUACAUUCGACCCGUCCAUUGUAGUUACUCUAUAGAGCCCCGUAGCGCUUUGUAAAAAUCACUGAUAAUUUUCAUGUAUAAAAUUUUACUGUGCGCGUAGGAAUGUUAAAUUUUCGAAAAAAUGAAAAAAUGAAAUCUGUAAAUAGUAAAAUGAUUAUGAUAAUUUUCGCAAAGAGAAGACUGAUUGUUCAGGCGUGAAAAGUGGUUUAGGUUUAGAUUUCAUAACCGAAAGUAAAUUUAAGUUUUAUUAUGUAAAUUGAAUCGAGUUGGAAUAGACAUCGGAUUAGUAGUUCUCGUGACGUACAAAGAAUUUUAAAAAAUUUCUACUUGUGUCAUAAAAUUUUUCUACACAGUAUUUAAAUAUGCGUAUGUACGCAACAAAUAAAUAAUAAUAAUAAGGAAAAACAACACAUAUUUCCCAAAAUAACUUGUGAUCGUUAGCCAAAUUUUAAACAAAAAUAAAAUGUCAGAUCGAUUACUAUAGUCAGAUGUCUAUUACUUAGCAUUAGUAUAAAUGAAAUUGAGAGGAAAAUUAGUUUCCGACGUGUAACAAAAAUGCCAAAGCAUUGAAGACAAAUACGGCAUUACUUAGAUUAAUCAUCGCAAGUAAAUUGUUAAAAUAUCCAACGCUAGGUAAGCAAGGCCAGGGACACCAAGUAAACUAGGUGGAUCUUAUAUGUAAAAAAUCCACUAAGACAAAAUACAUUCACUUGUAGAAGUCCAUAUGAUAUAGGAUUGACGCAUGAUUGACAUUAUAAGCUAAUUUUGAUAACAUCAUUUUAGUUAUUAUUUAAAGAGAUUCAGUGUUCUAAUAUUCCAGUGAGUCAAUUCCAUACAAUUUGGACUUUGGAUCGAGAUAUCAUUAAUAGAAAUGUAAUUUGUUUAUGAGGGCGUUUUUAUAAUUUGUAAUAGCGUGGGCAGCUGUGUAUGAUGUAUUGUCAUGUUAGAUAGAAAACUAUCUGCGGCUGUAUGAAAGUUUUUUAAUUUUUCGAUAAAUUGGACAUAACGGUAUAAUGUCGUUGGAAAAUUAAGUGACUUCAUACAAUUAUAAAAUCACGUGACGUGUCGUGUUAAAGCAAAUAAUAAAAGCGUCCUAUAGAGACAGAAUAUAAUUCUUUUUUAAAUAAAUUUAUCAAUGUUGUAUGGUAUUGUUUGAUGUUGUGAAUUGAAGGCGGUACAGUUUGUUAGGUUGCGUUUGGAUAGAUUGUUUUAUCAUUAAAUAUAAUGGAACCAAUUCGUUCUGGAUAAAAUGUAUAAGAUCGUCUGUAAUGUAAUAUUAAAGUGAUCCGGUUUUGAUAGUCCUAUAUAUUCGCUUAGUGUUAAAUGCGAGUGAGACGAUUGUUGCCAAAUAGCGAUAACACUUUCUGUAGGACAGAAGCUUCUAUUUUUCGAUCUUUUCACCAAUAUUCCGAAACUUGCUCUUUUGCAAAUAAUUUGUAUAGGAAUAAGAAAUAGACAGACACUUAUAAAGCAUUCUGUUAUGUAAAAAGCUUAAUUUGAUAUGUUAUGUGAUUCUAUUGAGAACGGUAUAUCAUGAUAGCGUUUUUCUUUAUAAUGAGAGUAAUACGGUGUUGCCGACGUCAUCUGUAAUUCGUUGUUAUUUGAAGUUUUAGUAAUAAAAUUGCUUAAUUAAUUAUAAUAAAAUAACGUAUAGUACAUUGCAUCAGCCACAAAUAUAAAAUUAUAUUGUUUUAUAAAUACAAUGUUCUGGGUAUUUUAUUUAUGAUAAAUUAUGCACAUUUAUUUAGGGGUAUAAUUGAAUGGUGAAUUCUGAUUUGUAUUUGAAAGAUUGAGAUAAUUCAUCUUAUAUUUUUAAUUUGCAUAAAGUGUCGAAGUGUUUACACGUAAUAAAGACGUCGAGUAUACUUAUUAAGUAUAUAGAAUAAUUUCUCAUUAAUAUAACAAUAUAUUUCGUUUUGCUAGUGAAUAUUUAGAGAGUUUAGAAUUCGUGAGAAUAUGAAAUCGCUAGUUUGCUCAUAAGUUUCAACCUUAUCUGAUAUAUAUCAAGUGUGUGUAAAUUAUUGUGAGUUGUUAUUGCAUUAUGAUUAUUAUGUAGAUAGGACAUAAUACUGAAGUACCUAAGUACCUUUACAUAUUUUAUAUAUGGAAGUAAUUUAUAGUGGCAUUAUGUAUGUUUACUAGUUUAAUGGGUAUAUUACACGAAUACAUAUAAAGGAUCGUUUUAUAUUUACGAGUCCAAAUUGGUUAAUUAUUAGACAAGUGAUUUCACUGUUUUGUUUCUAAAUUACUGCAGACAUUUGGUCACCUUCCUGAGGAUGGUCCUCACACAAUACAAAUAUUUGUAUUUAUGUAUAUUGUUGAAGUUUAAUACUGACUGUUGACACUGAGGUUUUUUAGAACAAUGUAUUAUUUUCAAGUUUGUUCUGUGUCAGAUUUUUGUAAAACGUGUCUUGUAUCUUUUCACUAAACUUAUUAUUUUAUAUCUCAAAUACAUAUAUGUCUUAUUACUGCAUCCUGCUACUUACAACAUACGUACAGUGAACGUUCUAUAUUAGCACCCUCUCUAUAAGCAACAUACUUUAUAUUUUAUUUUUUCUACUCAGCUUAGUAAAAGAAAUAAGUAAAAAUAUUUUCCAGACGGUAAGUACUUUUAUAGUCCUUUUUUUCCUAUAACUACAAUACAACUUUUCCCAAUAAGAUUUUUUCUAUUAAACUUCCUUCAAAUGAGUUGCUUAUAUAGAGCGUUCACAGUAUUUGUUUAAAUUGAUAGGUAUAUUUACUAUGUAUUUACAAAAAGUAUUUAAAUAACAUCUGUUUAAUUCCCACAUUUUUUUUAUAUAUUAAAAGUGCAACAAGAGUUUGGUAAAUUGGUUUAGAUAUGAUCCUAUAUACUGCAUAGUGUAAUAUACCCCUAAACUAAGUAAAUCUGUAAAUAAAACUUAUUACAUAUUCGCUUAUGAUAAUGUUUCCGGAUAUAAUAUAUGUACUUAUAUUAUUAAAUCCGAUGUCCAAUAUUUUAAAAACAUUUUCCUCAGAAAAAAAUAUUUAUCAACAUGUACAGAUAAUUGUAAGUAGGUACUCUAAUGUUUAUCUUAAUUUUUUAAAUAUACAUAUAUCAGGAUUUU